ACACAAGAGUUUAUCUGAAGUAUGGUGUUCAGUUAUAUUUACGCUGUUGUAAACAAUAUCCCGUUUGUGUAUCAUUCAUCGGAUUUAAGGAAUUUCUUUUCACAAUUUGUAGAAACUAAUGGGUUUGAAUGCUUUCACUUCAGGCAUAGACCCGAGAUUCAGAAGCGGCAAUAUCGCAUGGAUAGUGGAUCUUUUACGAACUCAUCUAGGCCUAAAGUUACGUCCAAUGAUCCCAACGCGACUAAUAGUAAUAAUACUAGUACUAGCACGGUAAACAGCGACGCUGCGUAUGAAUUUUAUACAGCUGGCCCAAAUUUUACCGAAACAAGGUCUACUAUUAGUAGUUGUACUACCAGUAAUACGAGUAAUUUAACUUGUUGUUGUGUUGUUAAAGUUAGAAGUUCGAGAUUUCAGGAACUGAUGAAAUUGUAUCAUAGAAAACACUGGAUUGACAGGAACGGUUACACCUUGCCAAUAAGAUGCUUUAUAAGUCGUGUCAAACUCAGUGAUGAAAAUUUAGAGCAAGGUAGUGUCACUGACAUUGCCACUAGUGAUGUGGAACGUAGUAUAUGUUUUAGUGGAACAUGUUCUGGAAAUGAAGAAGAAUCCAAUAAGUUGUAUAAAACAAGAGCUGAAGAAAGGGCUAUCCCAGUUGACAGAGAAUGUUUUAGUGUGAAAGAUCUUCAUAAACUUAAGGAAUUUCAUCCUCCUCCUGUGAUGCCUCAUGGGAACGUUGGCACUCCUACUCGAAUAUUCUUGGACUUAAUCAGAAGCUGCCAACUUCCACCAUCAAUUAUUACAAAACUUGGGCUGGAAUUUCCAAAAACACGUUGUAAGAGAAUAUAUGGAAGUGUACCAUUUGAAUAUGAUACACAGUUUUAUAAAGAUCGUGGAGUAAGUCAUGAAAAUGAUGACUUUGAACCAGCUAGAACAGCAAAAGGUGAUGUUAUCACGGAAAUAGUAUCAUCUUCGAUGUCUAUGAACAAAAAGGAUAUUGAGGUUCGAGAAGUAGAGAAGACUUCUGACAGAGAAUCAGAAGAGGACGAUGACAUGUGUGAAGAAUGGGAACGUCACGAGGCACUUCACAAUGACGUGACACAACAGGAACGUUCGAAAGAAAGGCUGUUUGAAGAAGAAAUUGAGUUGAAAUGGGAGAAGGGUGGCUCUGGGUUAGUGUUCUACACAGAUGCCCAAUACUGGGAUGCCAAAGAAGGAGACUUUGAUGAGAAGACGGCAGAUGAUUGGGAUGUGGAUAUGGCAGGGUAUUAUGAACCUGGUGCAGGAGACAAAGAUGCCCUGGACUUUUUACAAAUGAGGCGUGAGACCAGGUUACGAAAUGGAAUAGAUGAUGAUGAUGAUGAGACUUUCAACACAAAAAUAGGAUUUUUUGAGAAUCACACGAAGGGUAUUGGGCGCCGGUUGAUGGAAAAACAGGGUUGGCGAGAUGGACAAGGAUUGGGAAAAACGGUCAUUGGUCCUGCUGAACCAGUUGUUGAUAAAGGACAGAACCCAAGGAACAAAUCAGGCUUUGGGUACAGAGGUGAAAAACUUGUACGACGUCCAGGAUCUAGAGGUAGAAAAAGACGACAAUUUCGGAAUGUUGUCAUCUCAACAGCUUACGAUAACCCAUACAAAACAGAUCCCAUUGAGCCACUAUUGAGAUCAAGUCUUCCAUCAGUAUUGUCAUUUAGAAAGGAAUUCAUGAAAUCAUCAGAAAAUCAGUAAAAACUUGAUUUUUUUCAUUUGAAAAUGCUUUCCAACUGUUGUACAGAAGAGUAAAACAUUGAAUAACA
Messenger RNA from Limulus polyphemus (Atlantic horseshoe crab), 1793 nucleotides. RefSeq names its product G patch domain-containing protein 3-like. The coding region runs from base 22 to 1725 and encodes 567 amino acids. The transcript has 6 exons. Gene Ontology annotation, molecular function: nucleic acid binding. NCBI's taxonomy places the organism in Eukaryota, Metazoa, Arthropoda, Merostomata, Xiphosura, Limulidae. Gene Ontology annotation, biological process: positive regulation of DNA-templated transcription; negative regulation of type I interferon production; negative regulation of RIG-I signaling pathway. The record is from RefSeq and is a predicted model, not a curated record.